GCGGGGCAAUAUUACAUAAAUUGCCGAUUUCGUAGCCCAAAGCGGGAAGUGACACCACCAAAGAGAAAACCCCAACUUCUCCAACAAGCUUUACUCCAAAUCCCUCUACCAAUGUCUCGAGGCAAGGAUGGUACGGUUUUGUUGAUUGAUGUUGGCCCGUCGAUGCAUAAAGCUCUUCCGGAGAUAGAGAAGCUUUGCUCUAUGCUGGUGGAGAAGAAGCUCAUUUACAGCAAAAGUGAUGAAGUCGGAGUUGUUUUGUUCGGCACAGAAGGCACUGAAAAUGAGCUAACAAGGGAAGUCGGUGGAUAUGAUCAUAUAACGGUUUUACAAAAUAUCAAAGUUGUUGAUGAACAUCUUAUUCGGGCUGUGGAACAACUCCCACGAGGAACUCAUAACGGUGAUUUUCUUGAUGCUGUAAUUGUUGGGAUGGAUAUGCUGAUAAAGAAAUAUGGAGAAACAAACAAAGGAAAAAAACGUCUUUGUCUAUUUACGAAUGCACACUUCCCCACUAAAGCUCCACAAGAUGGAACUAAAGAAGAUCAAGUUAUCACCAUUGCCAGACAUAUGAAUACGCAAGGUAUGAGAUUGGAAAGUAUAGUCAUAAGAGGAGGGCUUACUGGGGAAGCUAAGAAAAGUAUAAUGGAUGAGAAUGAUCAUCUAUUGGAUAUAUUCUCAAAGAGAACAUGUGCAAAGUUGGUACAUGUUGAGACUCCAACCUCAUUGCUAGGUGCUCUUAAAACUCGAAAAGUUUCUCCUGUUACAAUAUUCAGGGGUGAUCUUGAGCUGAGCCCCAAAAUGAAGAUUAAGGUAUGGGUUUACAAGAAAACAUCCGAAGACAAGUUUCCCACUCUGAAGAAAUAUUCUGAUAAAGCCGCUCCAACAGAUAAAUUUGCGACACAUGAAGUCAAGGUGGAUUUUGAGUAUAAGAGUGCUGAAGAUCUGAGUAAAGUUGUACCUCCAGAACAGAGGAUUAAAGGUUAUCGUUAUGGACCUCAAGUAAUUCCCAUAUCAUCUGCUGAAUGGGAUGCUGUCAAGUUCAAACCAGAAAAAAGUGUGAAACUUCUGGGAUUUUCUGAUGCUCAAAAUAUAAUGCGACACUAUUACAUGAAAGAUGUCAACGUUUUCAUUCCUGAACCGGGUAAUACAAGGGCCAUUCUUGCUGUUUCUGCCUUGGCACGAGCAAUGAAAGAUAAGAAUAAGGUGGCAAUUGUGCGCUGUGUUUGGAGACAAGGACAAGCAAGUGUUAUUGUGGCCUUGACACCUAAUGUGUCUGACAAUGAUAAUAUUCCUGAUUCGUUUUACUUCAACGUACUCCCUUUUUCUGAAGAUGUUCGAGAAUUUCAAUUCCCAUCUUUCAAUAAUUUCCCAGCAGCAUGGCAACCAAGUGAACAGCAGCAAGAGGCUGCUGAUGAUUUUGUGAGGAUGUUUGAUCUUGCACCAUCUGGGAAACAGGAGGUUCUGCCGCCUGACCUAACACCAAAUCCUGUUCUUGAGCGGUUUUUUCGUCAUCUUGAGUUAAAGUCAAGGGACCCAGAUGCAGCUGUACCUCCAAUUGAUGAAACUCUCAGGAAGAUUAGUGAACCAGAUAAGGAGCUGAUUGCUGAAAACAAGUCUGUUAUUGAUGCAUUCCGUAGUCGUUUUGAACUCAAAGAGAACCCAAAGCUGAAGAAAUCAAGUAGGCGACUGUUGAAAGAAAAACCAUCUGUGUCCGAUGAAAGAGAGGAUCCUAUGGACAUUUCUGAUCAAACCAACUCCAACGAACAUACAUCUGGAAUUAAGGUUACAAAAAUUGGGGAUUCUGCUCCUGUCCAGGAUUUUGAAGCUAUGAUGUCCCGUAGAGAUAGCCCAGAAUGGGUUGGGAAAGCCAUCAAGGAUAUGAAGAACAAAAUACACGACUUAGUAGAGGACUCUCACGAAGGGGAUAACUAUCCUAAAGCACUGGAAUGUUUAGUUGCCCUCCGCAAGGGUUGUAUCCUAGAGCAAGAACCAAACCAGUUCAAUGAUUUUCUGCGGUCUCUAUGUAAAUUCUGCCAGGAGAAGUACCUGAGCAGUUUCUGUGAAUUUCUUGCAACCAAAGAACUCACCUUGAUUCCCAAGACAGAAGCUAUAGACAGUGAAGUAACAGAUGCUGAAGCUAGAAGUUUUCUGGUCAAAUCAGAGCCAAAGUUGGAAUGAAUGUUUCAGUGCUGAAAAUGGUACGGAUCUGCUGGGAUGUUGAAUGAGAAAUCAAUCAACCAAUGUACAGAACCCAAAAUUUGUUAUAUGCGCCUAUGCGGCUUGAUCUGUGAAUAUUUUGGAAGUAUGUAUAGAUUUGUGGAAACAUGAUAUGUACUUGUAUCUUGUUACUCCAUCGCUUUUCUAAUCAGAAGCCCAACUCCUCUAUCAUUAGUA
Rosa chinensis is the source of this 2391-nucleotide messenger RNA. Its product is annotated as ATP-dependent DNA helicase 2 subunit KU80. The record is from RefSeq and is a predicted model, not a curated record. Gene Ontology annotation, biological process: telomere maintenance; cellular response to gamma radiation; DNA recombination. Gene Ontology annotation, cellular component: nucleus; Ku70:Ku80 complex. Gene Ontology annotation, molecular function: double-stranded DNA binding; DNA helicase activity; telomeric repeat DNA binding. NCBI's taxonomy places the organism in Eukaryota, Viridiplantae, Streptophyta, Magnoliopsida, Rosales, Rosaceae.